GAAGUGCUGAACAAUUUAAAAGCAUUAUUGGUAGCUUUAAACAAUUUGAACUCAAUUUCAAACAUGUAACAAUUUAUUUUAAAUAACAUUAUACAUGAUGUCAAGAAGAAAAAUACAAAUAAUCGAAAGUUUAAAAUAAUCAAAUUAUAUAAGUAACACGUUUGGCUAAAUGAGUGAUUUUCAUAAACAAGCUCUAACACUCGACCAUAGCCCUGGCAUUCAGGUAUUCGGAUAAGAACCAUUCGGUUCCGAGUAUAUCGAAUAAAUCAUUUUUAUACCCAAUAAGUACUUAUGAGAUAUUGGUUCGAUUUCGGUUCGGUCUCGGUUCGGUUUUGAAUAUCCGUUUAAUAUAUGAAUCAAAUAUAUAUAUAUAUAUAUAUAUAAAAUAUAUUAGUUAACGUGUUAAUUUAAGUAGUCUAGUGGUUACACACUUGCAUAUUCGUCAAUCUAACUAGAGUUAGAGUCAUUGAAGUGCUAAUUUUAUAAUAUUUACUGUAUUUUAAUAUAAAAUACAAUAUAUAUAUAUAUAUAAGUACAUAAAAGAUUAUGUUGUCUAGUGGUAACAAUGUUCUCACUCUUCAUGUCCAACCCAGGUUUGAAGUGAAGUUGAUGAUAUUUUACCUUAUAAUAAAAAGCUGAAUUUUUUUUUUUUGGAUAUUUAUGUACCCAUUCGGUUCGGUUAUUCGGAUAUAGAAAUAUAGGAACCAUUCGGAUAUUUUAGAGUUUCCGUCCAGUUUUGGUUUCAGGUAAUUCGGUUUGGUUUUUCGGUUCUGUUUUUUUUUUGCCCAAGGCUAGUCGACUAGUAAAAAUUUACACAAAUCUCCAUUCUAAAAUGUCAUUAAAAUUUUAAAACAAAUUCAUAACUCCUCCUACAUAGCCUAUUUCAAACAAAAUCCACAACCAUAUACUAUUAAAUGAAUCUUAUGUGAUACUCUUUUUCUUUAUAGUUUCCUUCAAAAAAAAUUGAGCAGAAAUUAGGGAAAAGUGUAGAUAAAAAAGCAUAAAUGUAAAGAACAAGUAAAAUAUAAAAUAAAAAUCUGAGCUUAUAGUAUAGGUCGUCAUGUGUGUUGUUGAUGUAUAAAGAGCUGUAAAGGGACGUCUUCUCUCGUAAAACAAUAAUCAUCCAAACAACCUUCUUCUUCUCUCUCUCUCUCUCUCUGUCAAAGCUUUCGUCAUCACAGAGUACAGAGAACUGACACUAUUCUUUGACUUCAGACACUCACUUCCCUUCCCAAACUAAAACAGUUUCCCACACUUCAAGAAUCACACUUUCACCACUCCUCCUCCGGCGAUAACCAUGAUCACGUGGCACGACCUCUACACUGUCCUCACGGCGGUGAUCCCACUCUACGUCGCGAUGAUCCUCGCAUACGGCUCCGUCCGGUGGUGGAAAAUCUUCUCGCCGGACCAAUGCUCCGGAAUAAACCGCUUCGUCGCCAUAUUCGCCGUCCCUCUCCUCUCCUUCCACUUCAUCUCCACCAACAACCCUUACGCCAUGAACCUCCGCUUCAUCGCCGCCGACACGCUCCAGAAGCUGAUCAUGCUCUCCCUCCUCACCCUCUGGGCCAACUUCACUCGCGCGGGCAGCCUGGAGUGGAGCAUCACCAUCUUCUCCCUCUCCACGCUCCCCAACACGCUCGUCAUGGGCAUCCCUCUGCUGAUCGCCAUGUACGGCGAGUACUCCGGCUCGCUCAUGGUGCAAGUCGUCGUUCUCCAGUGUAUAAUCUGGUACACGCUCCUCCUCUUCUUGUUCGAGUACAGAGGGGCCAAGAUUCUGAUCAUGGAGCAGUUCCCGGAGACGGCCGCUUCGAUAGUUUCUUUUAAAGUCGAGUCCGACGUCGUUUCGUUGGACGGGCAUGAUUUUCUUGAGACGGACGCUGAGGUUGGAGACGACGGGAAGUUACACGUCACGGUGAGGAAGUCGAACGCUUCCCGGAGAUCUUUUUGCGGUCCGAAUAUGACUCCGCGUCCGUCGAAUCUCACCGGAGCUGAGAUUUAUAGUCUCAGCACGACGCCGAGAGGUUCUAAUUUUAACCACUCGGAUUUUUAUUCGGUGAUGGGGUUUUCCGGUGGCCGGCUCUCGAACUUCGGUCCGGCGGAUAUGUAUUCUGUUCAGUCGUCGAGGGGACCCACUCCGAGACCUUCGAAUUUCGAUGAGAGUUGUGGGAUGGUUUCUUCUCCUAGAUUCGGGUAUUACCCGGGUCCAACCGGGUCGUACCCGGCUCCGAACCCGGAAUUCUCCACCUCAGCCGCUAGUAAAAGCCAUCAUACCGGAGGGAAGUCGAAUAGUCAUGAUGCUAAGGAGCUUCAUAUGUUUGUGUGGGGAUCCAACGGGUCACCCGUUUCGGAUAGACCGGGUCUUCCACUAUCCGGUGGAUCUUAUGAACAAGCUGGAGUAUCCGAUCAGGGAGCAAAAGAGAUCCGGAUGUUAGUCUCUGAUCCUCCAGAAGCUGCUCCGACUAAUGGAGACUUUGGCGGCGAAGAAGAGUCAGGGAAGGUGAAGGAAGUGCCAAACGGGCUGCACAAGCUUCGGUGUAACUCCACGGCGGAGCUUAACCCUAAAGAAGCGGUGGAAACGGGUGAAACCGGACCGGGAAAACAUAUGCCGCCGGCGAGUGUGAUGACUCGGCUGAUACUGAUUAUGGUGUGGAGGAAACUGAUCAGGAACCCAAACACUUACUCUAGUCUCAUUGGUCUAAUUUGGGCUCUUGUGGCCUUCAGGUGGAAUGUGGCAAUGCCUAAAAUCAUUCAAGGAUCAAUCUCAAUUCUCUCUGAUGCUGGUCUCGGUAUGGCAAUGUUCAGUUUAGGGUUGUUCAUGGCGUUGCAACCUAAGUUAAUAGCUUGCGGAAAUUCUACAGCAACUUUUGCAAUGGCGGUGAGGUUCUUGACUGGACCAGCAGUAAUGGCCGUUGCAGCCAUGGCUAUUGGAUUACGGGGAGAUCUAUUACGCGUGGCCAUAGUUCAAGCUGCAUUGCCACAAGGAAUCGUGCCAUUUGUGUUUGCAAAAGAAUACAAUGUUCAUCCGGCAAUCUUAAGUACAGGGGUAAUAUUUGGAAUGCUUAUCGCACUACCGAUCACACUUGUUUACUACAUUCUACUCGGGCUAUAAGCUCGGUAAUGGUAAAGUUUUGAUUCAGUCAAAACAAGAUCGCUCCAAAUUUAGUGGAACAAAACUAGAGAAUGUCCAAGAGGUUUAGUAAAGUUAGUGACCAAGAUGUGAUUUGAGGAUCCAAAGCCCCUUUCUUGUCAAAACUUUCCUAUGGAUUAUUUGAGAAGAGACAAGCAACGGGAAACAAGGGCAACGAGACAAAAGCAACCAACAAAAGAAAAAAUAUAUAUAAAAGAGCCUGAUGACAUAUUUGAUUUUUGAAUUCUCCUUUUACUGCCUGUGUCUUUUGAAGUAGGUAGGCAUUGCGCUAGGAUUAAAACGUUUCAGGUCUUUGUUACUGUACGCUGUGUUUUGUGGAAAGUGUGCUUUUGUAUGUUAUCACUUUUUUACUAUGAGUCUA
Messenger RNA from Brassica rapa (field mustard), 3509 nucleotides. Its product is annotated as auxin efflux carrier component 7. Gene Ontology annotation, biological process: auxin export across the plasma membrane; auxin polar transport. The record is from RefSeq and is a predicted model, not a curated record. NCBI's taxonomy places the organism in Eukaryota, Viridiplantae, Streptophyta, Magnoliopsida, Brassicales, Brassicaceae. Gene Ontology annotation, molecular function: auxin efflux transmembrane transporter activity. Gene Ontology annotation, cellular component: endoplasmic reticulum; plasma membrane.